AUGGACAGAUACAUUGCCAACAUCCGUGGUAAAGUGGCCAUAGUCACCGGCGCAGCCAGCGGGCUAGGCAAACAACUGAGCAAAGCUCUAGCCGAAAACCAACUCAAAGUCUUACUCGUUGACAUUGACCCGAAAGUAGAACAAGUAUCAAACGAGUUAAACGAGCAGCACCACAAUACAAGCUGGAUAGUUUUAGAUUUAUGCGAGCGAGGCUCCAUCCAGAAAUUCUUUGACAAGGCUAUUGAUAAAUUUGGCCAUAUUGAUAUUGUCGUUAACAAUGCAGGGAUUGCCAACGAGAGGUCAUUGUUCAGUCAGGAGGAUCAUAAGGAGUUAGACCGGAUUAUUGAUAUUAACCUGCGCGCUCCCAUGGAGGCCACCCGGCUGGCCGUCAGGUAUUUCAGAGAAACUGGUAUUCGCGGCACUGUGCUGAACACUGCGUCGGUCGGCGGCCUCAUGCCCAUUUCGUUGAUGGAGAGCUACGGGUCGACCAAGGCCGGGAUUAUAUUCUUUACAGCAUCAUGCAAGGCACUGGCACCGCAAGUACGUGUUAAUGCCGUGGCGCCUUAUUUUACUGAUACUCCCUUGGUUGCUAACAACCGCUUGGUUCAAGCGUACCCGUUGGUUCAGAAGAUUGGACUUAUGAAGCCAGAGAAAGUUAUCAAAACCAUGAUCAAGGCGCUCGGUGACGAGUCUCUGGCAGGUGACACGCUUAUGAUUGCAAUGGGCGCAAAGGCCGAGAAACUGUUAUUUUAUGAUGGCCUGACGCUGCAAGUCACCGCAUAUAUUGCUGGCGGUACAGUCAACAAGUAUGCGGCGUCUAUCAGCUCGUACUUUUCGAGUAUGCUUAAUUCGAUUCUGGGUUUCCUGAGGAAUCCUGUCCCUGUAGAUAUUAAAAGGGAGUAG
Molecule: messenger RNA, 903 nt
Organism: Kickxella alabastrina
Lineage: Eukaryota; Fungi; Kickxellomycota; Kickxellomycetes; Kickxellales; Kickxellaceae
Exons: 1
Coding region: 1-903 (300 amino acids)
Cellular component (GO): cytoplasm
Molecular function (GO): oxidoreductase activity, acting on the CH-OH group of donors, NAD or NADP as acceptor
Source: RefSeq, a predicted model, not a curated record